UUUAGUUGGCAGUCCAGCAAACAGCCGAGACACUACAAGGAAAAAGGAGGCAAACCACUAUGGCGUCUUUGGGGUUGCAGAUUCUGGGUGUCGGGCUCGCAGUGCUCGGAUGGAUUGGAAACAUACUGAUCUGCAUGCUGCCUCUGUGGAAGGUGUCUGCUUUCAUUGGGAACAACAUCGUGGUGGCUCAGACUAUCUGGGAAGGACUGUGGAUGACCUGUGUGGUGCAGAGCACUGGCCAGAUGCAGUGCAAAGUGUAUGACUCCCUGCUGGCUCUGCCUCCGGACCUCCAGGCAGCUCGAGCCAUGGUGGUCAUCGCCAUCCUGUUCUCUCUGUUCGGCCUGUUGCUCUCUGUGGUCGGAGGCAAAUGCACCACCUGUAUUGGAGAUAAAGCAGCAAAAGCCAGAGUGGCCAUCUCCGCAGGUGUUUUCUUCAUCCUGAGCGGGGCUCUGUGCCUUGUGACAGUGUCUCUGCCGGCUAAUACGAUCAUAAAGGACUUCUACAACCCCAUGGUUCCUGAUGCUCAGAGGCGAGAGCUGGGAGCCUGUUUGUACAUGGGCUGGGGAGCAGCAGGAUUGCUGCUGAUCGGUGGUGCUCUGCUCUGUUGUCAGUGUCCAUCAGGAAGAGACCGGUACAAUGGUGCAAAGUAUUCACCGCCUAAAUCCACAACGCCCGGGAAGGAAUUCGUCUGAGCUGCAGCAUCAUAUGAGAAGCAGGACUUGACUUUGCAUACAGUACAAACCUGUUGCUUAUCAUAUUGUGAUUUGCAUCGUGACUAGCAUCUUUUGACUAACACACUGUGGCCUUAUGUUUCUGAACGGGGGCUUGGAUCACUAAGGUAUGAACCAUGUUAGAUUAAUGCAGCAUGGAUUUAGGUUUGCAGUUCUGUUUUUGUGUGUGUAAUGAUGACUCUCCUGAUGUUAUCAUGAUCAUUUUUUGGCAACAUAAACACUUCAGAAAGAGCCAUUUGAAAUGCAGGAUGUAUUUUUCCCUUUUUUUCUCUGUCAUACAAUAAACUGUAUUUUUGUCAACAA
Molecule: messenger RNA, 1034 nt
Organism: Amphiprion ocellaris (clown anemonefish)
Lineage: Eukaryota; Metazoa; Chordata; Actinopteri; Pomacentridae
Gene: cldn29
Product: claudin 29
Exons: 1
Coding region: 60-692 (210 amino acids)
Biological process (GO): bicellular tight junction assembly; cell adhesion
Cellular component (GO): bicellular tight junction; plasma membrane
Molecular function (GO): structural molecule activity
Source: RefSeq, a predicted model, not a curated record